AUGGACAUCAAUAAGAAAACCCCCGAUGAUCUCGAGGCGAGGCGAGAUUCGGAUGAGAUCGAACCAACAGCCAACAACGACUCACCCGCCGACAACAAAUCAGAUUAUGAGACUCGCAACGUCGGCACUCUAAACCGCAAGCUCAAAUCUCGGCACGUACAAUUCCUUGCUCUCUCUGGCGCUAUUGGAACGGGGCUCUUUGUCGGCAGUGGACAGGUCCUAUCACUCGCUGGUCCCCUCUCGGCAUUUCUAGCCUACAGCAUCACUGGUUUCAACAUCUUUUGCGUUCUCAAUAGUGUUGUCGGCCUUAUAACCCUCUUCUACUUCUCCAUGGUGUUACUCAACUGUCUGCCCGUGCGGAUUUAUGGAGAAGCAGAGUUCAUCUUUGGUGCGAUCAAGCUAUUGACUAUUGUCGGACUCAUCAUCCUCAUGUUCGUUAUCACUGUCGGCGGUGCUCCUAACGGCGAGUCUAUCGGUUUCCGAUACUGGAACCAUCCUGGACCAAUGAAUGAGUAUCUUCAGCCAGGCGCAACGGGAAGGUUCUUGGCUUUUUUUAAAGUCUUCAUUACAUGCACGUUCUCUUAUGGCGGCAGCGAGAUGGUGGUCAUGGCAUCGGGGGAAACAGAAAACCCUCGCAGGAAUAUUCCCAAGGCUAUUCGCCGAGUGUUCUGGAGGAUUCUCAUAUUCUACGUUCUUUCAAUUUUUCUUGUUGGACUAUGCGUCUCGUCCAAAGACCCCGAUCUUCUCAAUGCCAUUAACAAGUCCGCCCCCGGUGCUAAUUCGAGUCCCUUCGUCAUCGCGAUCCGUAACGGUGGCAUCAAAAUCCUUCCGUCGAUCAUCAAUGCUGUCAUACUGACUUCGGCUUGGUCUUCGGGCAAUUCUCUUUUCUACGCAGCAACCCGUGUGCUAUAUGCCGCGGCUCUCGAUGGCAAAGCACCUCGCAUUCUAACAUUUGAGAAGUUUGGUGUACCUUAUCUCUGCGUCGGUGUCACCACAAUCUUCGGGCUAUUGGUUUAUCUCAAUGUUAGCAACAGCGGGUCCGAGGUUUUCUUCUGGUUCAGUAACCUGAGUGGCGUGGGAGCGCUCAUCAUCUGGGCCAGUGUCUCAUUCACUUAUCUUCGCUUCUUCUACUGCCUCAAGUACAAUAACAUCGACCGCAACACUCUGCCCUACAAGUCACCAAUGCAGCCAUUUCUCGCCUACUUUUCAUUUUGUUUCUGCUCCGUUGUUGCAGUCUUCAAUGGGUUCGACUGUUUCUUCCCUGGUCGUUUUAGUGCAAAGACCUUCCUGCCCCCUUAUAUCAAUAUCCCGAUCUUCCUUGUUCUAGUUUUCGGAUACAAGUGGAUUAAGAAGUCAAAAUUUGUUAAAUACUCAGAGAUGGAUAUCUGGUCUGGAAAGGCGGAAAUUGAUCGCCUAGAGCCAACCUGGCCAAUUGUUCAACCACGAAAUUGGCUUGAGCGUAUUUGGUUCUGGAUAGCUUAG
Molecule: messenger RNA, 1482 nt
Organism: Fusarium venenatum
Lineage: Eukaryota; Fungi; Ascomycota; Sordariomycetes; Hypocreales; Nectriaceae
Source: RefSeq, a predicted model, not a curated record